Messenger RNA from Onychostoma macrolepis, 3797 nucleotides. It is a transcript of the gene b4galt1, whose product is annotated as UDP-Gal:betaGlcNAc beta 1,4- galactosyltransferase, polypeptide 1. The transcript has 6 exons. The record is from RefSeq and is a predicted model, not a curated record. Lineage: Eukaryota; Metazoa; Chordata; Actinopteri; Cypriniformes; Cyprinidae. Gene Ontology annotation, molecular function: cytoskeletal protein binding; beta-N-acetylglucosaminylglycopeptide beta-1,4-galactosyltransferase activity. The coding region runs from base 283 to 1386 and encodes 367 amino acids. Gene Ontology annotation, biological process: carbohydrate metabolic process; protein N-linked glycosylation.
UAAUAUAUGUUAGGUCGUAGUAACCUUUUCUUCUACUGUUACAAGUGUGCGAGAAACGCCCACCGCUGUCACUCCAGUGGACCUGCGGUCCUGCGCUCCUCAAGACGUCUCUUCACUAAUGCCGAGAAAACAGGGAUUUACAGUGGCCAGACGCGAUCAGUAUCAUAAAAAGUUAUAGGAAAAGGAUUACCCCGGUCGUCUGAUGAGACGAGGCAGAGGUGUUUUUGUUCCUCCAGAGUUUUGUUCUUCGUAAAUGAAGUGGUCUCCCGUAGUUUUGUGAGAAUGCAGGAGUCGGUGCUGCUCAAUGUGGGCUUCUUCACCAAAUCCUGCGUCGUGCUCGUGUGCCUCUGCGGGGUUCACCUCAUCGUUGCACUGUUUUUUUAUUUAACAGAGUCGCCCACAAAAUUGACCAACUACCGGAAAAUUCAAUUAGACUCUGAUAUAUUUGCUUCAAAAACUCAUAGAACAGCAGUCAUUCAGUAUGACAAUGGGACAGAGGCAGAUGUAAAUAAACUGAUGUAUUCUAAAGGAAGUGUCAUUAAAGAUGCCGUAGAAGAAGAACCCGCAGUACUAGAAUCAUGUCCUGAGACGUCAACACUUCUGGUGGGUCCAAUGCGAGUUGAAUUUUCUGAGCCUGUAAAUUUGGAUAUGGUGCGUAAAGACAAUCCACAGCUGGUGAAGGGCGGCAGGUAUAAACCCAACGAUUGUGUGGCUCUGCAAAAAGUGGCAAUAAUCAUCCCAUUCAGAAACAGAGAUGAACACCUGAAGUACUGGUUCCACUACCUUCACCCCAUCCUACAGAGACAACAGCUUGAUUAUGGGAUUUAUGUCAUACAACAGGACGGAGAGGGGACAUUCAACAGGGCGAAACUGCUCAAUGUGGGUUACGUAGAGGCACUAAAGGAGUAUGAUUAUGACUGUUUCGUCUUCAGUGAUGUAGACAUCAUCCCGAUGGACGACCGCAACACCUACAAGUGCUCCAGCCAGCCGCGCCACCUCUCUGUGUCCAUGGACAAGUUUGGUUUUAGGUUGCCAUAUAAACAGUAUUUUGGGGGUGUAUCAGCAAUGAGUAAAGAGCAAUUUCAAAAGAUCAACGGUUUUCCCAAUAACUACUGGGGCUGGGGAGGAGAAGACGAUGACAUCUUUAACAGGCUGGUAUUUCGAGGCAUGAAAAUAUCAAGGCCGAGUGGAGACAUCGGUAAAUGCAGAAUGAUUCGUCACUCAAGAGACAAGAAAAAUGAGCCAAACCCACAGAGAUUUAAGAGAAUUGCUCACACACGACAGACAAUGAAGACGGAUGGCGUCAAAUCACUCAGUUACAAAGUGUUAGAUAUAGAGAAAGACCUGCUCUACACCAAAAUCACCGUGGACAUCGGCAAGCCAUGAAACCUCUAGAGCUCACACGAAACAUUUAGCAACUCUUCAGAGAUCAUUAAACUGCACAUCUGACUCUGAAUCGUUUCAAACCUAGAGAACAACACUGGUGAAAAACUGAGUUUGAAUGAAAGUGACAUUCACACAAGAAUUUUCAACAUUAUACUUACCUGUGAGCCUUAUAUACCUGUUAAUUGUCUGUUUCAGACUUUAAGGAACAUUAUUUUUCUAAACCUUCCAUGCAAAGCAAGUGGAAAUCACGCCUCAGGGAAUAACUGACUACUGUGAAUUCCAGUUCAACACAAACCUGCACACUCAUACAAAACACCUUACAGAGCUUUUAAGAGAUGCCAAUUCAAUUCUGGUAGUAAGUAUGCGUCAGUAGUUUGAUCUUGUAGACCAGCUUUACAUUGGUGCCCAUGUUACAGUACUCAAGCACUGAGUAAAAUUAAAGUGACAGUUCACCCAAAAAUUCUAAUUCUGUCAUCGUUUAAUCUACCUCGUGUUGUUCGGAAACCUAUAUGAGUUUCUUUCUUCUGUCAAAAAAAAUAUUUAAAGAACGUUGGUGACCAAACAGUUGACGGUAGCCAUAGUAUUAUGUCCAUACUGUAAAUGGCUACCAUCAACAAUUUGGUUACCAACAUUCUUCAAAAUAUUUUCUUUUGCAUUCAAGAGAAGAAAGAAACUCAUACAGGUUUGGAACAACUUGAGGGAGAGUAAAUGAUCACUGUAUUUCAUACAUUUUAAAUACAAAAAUAUUGCCUUACAAUAUCAUUAUAUAUGUAACAGACACAAAACAUCAUUUUGAUUGGUGGAGGUUGAGUGCUGUGUUUCAUUAGGGAAUGAAAAACAUUUCACACUUGGCAUUUGGAUCCGCUGAAUAUUGAGUGAACAUGUUUUGGGGGGGAAAUAGCCGUAGUUAAAUAAAUAAACAAAUCAUGAACAAGUUCAGGCUGUUUUCCUCUUUGUAAUACAAUAAUAUUGUAAUUGCAAUUUAAAAUAAAUGUUUUUUUUAUUAUUUUAAUAUAUUUAAAAAUGCAAUUUAUUGCUGAGAUGGCAAAGCUGAAUUUCCAGUGUCACAUGAUCCUUCAGAAAUCAUUCUAAUAUGCUGAUUUGGUGCUCAAGAUCAAUGUUGAAAACAGUUGUGCUGCUUAAUAUUUUUAUUCAAGAUUAUUUGAUGAAUAGAAAUAAUAUUUAUUUGACUUGCUAUCAUUUUACAUCAAUUUAAUGCAUGCUUGCUGCAUAAAACUAUUAAUAUCUUUAAAAAGAAAAAACAGACCCUAAACUUUUGAAAUGUGUAGUGUAAUGCAAUAUACAAGAAUGUUUAAAACUCUUGAUUUUUAGUAUCUACGACACAAUAAGACAUGUCAGAAUGUUCAUCUGUCUUCCAGUGGCCCACAAUACAAUCAAACAAUCUCAUGAAAUAAAGUCAACUACUAAUUAAUAGUUUUUGCAACUAAUAGUGUUUGUAAACAUUACCAUGCUUUUGUCAGAGUGCUGAAAAUAUGAAAUCAGAUAGGCCUGUAUUUUGAAUGCGGUUGCAGUGCUGUUUCUUGUCUUGUGCUGGUCUCUGUUUGAACCACGGCAGUCACUGAACUUUCGGCCAGAGAUGGGGCUACAUUUUAGGAGUGGUUAUGAGUAAAUCUUUUGAGAUACUGGAUUGCACAAUCCAGAGAGCGUAAAAACAGAAGUAAAACAGUUUACUAAAACUCCUUCUGCAUCAAAGUGCAAUAUUGGUUUCUGCCAGAGCUUUCUUAUGUUUCCAAAUGAACACAAAACUGAUGGAAGCUGAGCUGACACAGAACUCAAGUGGCUGGGAAAAUAUCAGCAUUGUUUCUGAAAAAUUUGCACAAAUACUGUACGUUUUUAGGAUAAAGUGGGGCCAAAAUCUUGGUGAAAAUGUUGUCCUUAAAUAUGAAAAAUAAACAAAUAUAUUUACAAAAUAAUAUUUAGAUAAUAUAGACGUUCAUUUAAAAUUGAUGGAGCAAAAUAAUUUGUUAGAGGAAAAAUAAAAUGUAAAUCAUAAAAAAUUUAAGGAAAAACUUGACCCUUUCUUGUGGCUGUACCUUUAAAAAGGUGUGUAUUUUAGAAUUUGUUUUGUGUAAUGAACCUUAAACUUUGAUUGUAAGUUAUUUUGUAAUUAUUGUCAUUUAAACCAAAAAAAAAAAAGUUACUUGAAACUAAUAAAUACUGAAAUAAAAUAAAAUAUACAAUAACUUAAAUAUUUUAUUUCUGCUAGCUUCUCAUUUUUGUUCAGUUAACUUGAGGCACUAAAAUAACUAAAAUCAAAUAAACUAAAAGGAAUAAAUGAAAUAUAAAGAAACAUAUUUUAAAAAUGAAAAACUAGCUUACUAAAUAUAAUGAAAAUUGCAAAAAUAGUUCUAAAACUUAAAAUUAAGUUCUAAAAAAGUGAAAACAAAAAC